This is a messenger RNA of Ceratitis capitata (Mediterranean fruit fly), 3187 nucleotides long. It is a transcript of the gene mfrn, whose product is annotated as mitoferrin. Gene Ontology annotation, cellular component: mitochondrial membrane. NCBI's taxonomy places the organism in Eukaryota, Metazoa, Arthropoda, Insecta, Diptera, Tephritidae. Gene Ontology annotation, biological process: iron import into the mitochondrion. The transcript has 7 exons. Bases 801 to 2000 code for a protein of 399 amino acids. The record is from RefSeq and is a predicted model, not a curated record. Gene Ontology annotation, molecular function: ferrous iron transmembrane transporter activity.
UUACGAAAAAUUCUAGUGAAGAGAAAUUUAAAAAGAUUAAGGAAAGAAAAGCGAGGUAUUUCGCCUUUCCAAGUGCAAAUUCAAGUUGGGCGUGCAUGUGUAUAAUAUCGCAACGGAUAAGUGCGCUGCUGAAUAAAAACCAAUUGCAGCAAUUACUUGAGCUACAAAAAUAACUACAAACUUUUUCAUUGCUACACCGCUUUUAUUAUAUAUUUACGCUACGAAAUCUUUUUACUUGCGAAUUAAAAAGACUUGUGGAAUUCAGGUCAUACGAUCAGAAAAAGCAAGUUGUCGAUAGCGUGGAAAGUAAGAAAGUGGAAAACGUGGAGGAAACUAACCGCCAAAGCAAAAGAAACAUUGUAUCAGCGGUUAGAAAAUCGAGAAAUAAGCAGCAAAUAGAAUAAGUGACAACUGCACCAUACAACGUCGUUGACAAUUGGAAGAGCGGAGCGGACAAGGUAGUCAGUGGUGUACUCUUGGCGAGUAUCAGUAUCGACAUUCAACAUUCGGUAAAGAGUGAAAACAAAUUGCGAGCUGUAAGUGACGCGCAGAAAUCGGACAGCAGCGUUUGGGAUCAGUAAUAGCCAUUUACUGGUGGCAAAUUUUGCCUUUUUUACUGUUCAUUGUUGUAGUCAAUUUGUUUACGGCUCACACUUCGCAUAGAUGUAUAAUUGCUUAAUACAGCGUGAUUUAAAGCAAAUUAUUACUAAGUUUUUCUACUGUUGCAGUGAACUGCAUUUGAUUUAAUACCUUUUGGGCGAUAUACUACUACAUUUGCUACAGCCACAACCACGACCGCUAUGAAUAUGGAUGACUACGAAUCAUUACCUACAACCAGUGUGAGCAUUAAUAUGACAGCCGGAGCGAUUGCUGGCGUAUUGGAGCAUUGUGUUAUGUAUCCAUUGGAUUCGGUUAAGACAAGAAUGCAAAGUUUAUCGCCAGUCACUUCCAAUUAUGACAUCAGCACAACCUUUAAGAAUAUGAUCAAAAAAGAGGGUAUUAUGAGACCCAUUCGUGGUGUCUCUGCUGUAGUUGCUGGCGCUGGACCUGCACAUGCUCUGUAUUUUGGUUCCUACGAAAUGGCAAAAGAACUUCUGACUAGGGUCACUACCAACAAUCAUGUCAAUUAUAUGGCCUCCGGUGCUGUUGCGACACUCAUACACGAUGCCGUAUCGAAUCCAACGGAUGUGAUAAAACAACGCAUGCAAAUGUACAACUCCAAGUACAAUUCAGUUAUUGGCUGUAUGAAGGAUGUCUAUCGUAAUGAGGGCAUUAAAGCAUUCUACAGAUCGUACUCCACACAGCUAGUGAUGAAUAUACCAUAUCAGACAAUACAUUUUGCUACAUAUGAAUUUUUCCAAAAUAUGUUGAAUCACGAGCGAAGAUAUAAUCCUGUCGUUCAUAUGGUUGCCGGUGGUGCUGCUGGUGCUACUGCUGCUGCCUUCACAACACCACUGGAUGUUGUUAAAACUUUGUUAAACACACAGGAGAAUGGUUUGACGAAAGGCAUGGGCGAAGCAAUACAUCAGAUUUACGCAGUCGCAGGCGUAAAAGGCUUCUUCCGUGGUAUGUUGGCGCGUGUGUUAUACUCUAUGCCAGCAACAGCAAUUUGCUGGUCAACAUAUGAAUUUUUCAAAUUUUAUCUGGCCGGCUCCAAUCACAGCACAUACAAGUCAUCGAUAACGGGUAAAAACGCGUUGCAACGAAGAGAAGAAAGCACCGUAGAAUCUGCAGAAAAAACAGCAUAUGUGUUGCCAGUGACAACGACCGAGGCCGAAGACAAUGAACACAGAGCGAUUCCAAGUACAACAACAAACAGUGCGACGUCAACAGGCAGCGGAGGCAGUAUGUCUAGUGGUUCGACGCCCGGUAGCGCUACAGCGAUCAAAAGCGUUUGUGAACUGCCCAGUAAUGUGACAACAUCAGCAUUAAAUUUACACACGAGACACACGGAUGUGAAGAGCACGCGACCAUUUGAACGAGGAUACUCGAGUCCGUAAUUCUAAGCGUUAUUGCACAGAAACAGAGCGAACGUUGGAGAGAGGGGAGCGUAAACAAAACAAAAAUGAAGAAGUAUAAAAAAAUAUAUAUUGUAAUAUACAAAAGACCAAACAAAAAUCUGCAGUAAAAUGACGAGCGCCCAGAUGCCAGCUAUGCGCGUUCAUAUAUUUCAACAUAAUUGCGUUUGACGAUGCUGGUGUGUGUAUAUAGUACUUAUAUGUAUUUGUAUUUUUGGCGUGUUUGUUGUGAGAUGGCCGGCGAGGAUAGUUGUGGGUGUAUUAUGAAACAGCGUCGACGUGGACCGUCACACUGUGCCACACCUCAAACUCAUUUUUCCUCCCAUUCGAGAAGAUAAGCAAGUGGUGCCCCAGUGAAGGAACUAAAAUUAAAUGGCGAGAAUUCGUUUCGCGGUGAUGAAUGUGAUACAUGUUGUUUUUUGUUUUCUUUAUGGUAUUUUUAAACCCAUCACCUGCCUUUUAAGCAUUCUUCAAAGAGAUAGAAGCUCAGUGAACAAAAGCAAAAGAGAGAAUACAAUAAAUAAAUAUACGAAUAUAAGUAAAAAUAAACGCUGUAAACAAACAAAAAAAAAAACUAUUGUAAAAUAACUCAUAGGAACGUAGCAGUGCUAAAAACCUUUGGCUUUAAUUGUUUGUGGGCACGUAAUCGAACUUUUCGCCGAACUCAGAUGUUGUUGAUGUAACACUUCUAGUAUUAAAUUUAUAUAUUGCAUGUUUCCUUUGCCUUCACCACCUCUGCUCAUCGGCAUUUUCUUACACGGCACGACAUGACACGCCAUCCCCCUCUCUCCCUACCGCCCCAUCUCAAGGCGGUGUGAAUAUUCAUGUUUGUAAAAUAAAAUUUAAAAGCAAAAAAAAAAGUAUCAAUUUGGAAAUGAAAUCAAUUUGGAAAAUUAUUCUAUGUGUUUCCUAUACACAAUAAAGUCUUUGCAAAAGAGCAUCAACGUGUAAUCUAAUUACAAUACACUACAAAAAAACAAAACUUAGUUUAGAAUAUCAAAAGAAAUCACAAAGGAAAAAACAAAAAAUGCAGCCAUGCAUAGUUGUAGAUUUAAAAAUUCUCGUUAGUGUAAAUUUUGAAUUUCAAAGAAAUUCAAAAAUAACCGGAUUAAAAGUAAGCAAAUUGAUUGGCAGAGUAUUUAGCAGUGAAGCGAUCGCAAGCAAGCUAA